Messenger RNA from Myotis lucifugus (little brown bat), 1359 nucleotides. It is a transcript of the gene NHERF1, whose product is annotated as SLC9A3 regulator 1. Gene Ontology annotation, biological process: protein localization to plasma membrane. The transcript has 6 exons. Gene Ontology annotation, cellular component: apical plasma membrane. The record is from RefSeq and is a predicted model, not a curated record. Gene Ontology annotation, molecular function: signaling receptor binding; protein-membrane adaptor activity. NCBI's taxonomy places the organism in Eukaryota, Metazoa, Chordata, Mammalia, Chiroptera, Vespertilionidae. The coding region runs from base 234 to 1337 and encodes 367 amino acids.
CGGGUUCUGGGAAGCUCAGACGCCGCGCGGGCGGGGGAUUGGUUCGUGCGCUCGUAGUUUAGCUCCCCGAAGUGCGCGGAGGCCUUUCGCGGACCACCUGCUCGCUCCGCCGGCGCGGGGAGUCCUCGCGGCGCUCCCUUCAGCUUCCUCGUCCGCGGGGAAAGGGCUGGGUCGUCCCGUCUCCGGCCCCCGACAGGACCCCGCGUCGAACCGCUGAGCCGUCGCAGGGCGAGAUGAGCGCGGACGCGGCGGCCGGGGCGCCCUUGCCCCGGCUCUGCUGCCUGGAGAAGGGUCCGAACGGCUACGGCUUCCACCUGCACGGGGAGAAGGGCAAGGUGGGCCAGUUCAUCCGGCUGGUGGAGCCCGGCUCGCCGGCCGAGAAGGCGGGGCUGCUGGCCGGCGACCGGCUGGUGGAGGUGAACGGCGAGAACGUGGAGAAGGAGACCCACCAGCAGGUGGUGAGCCGCAUCCGCGCCUCGCUCAACGCCGUGCGUCUGCUGGUGGUCGACCUGGAGACGGACGAGCGGCUGCAGAAGCUGGGCGUCCAGAUCCGGGAGGAGCUGCUCCGCGCCCAGGAAGGGCCCGGGCAGGCCGAGCCGCCGGCCGCCGUCGAGGCGAAGGGGGCUGGCGGCGAAAAUGAGCCGCAGGCCGCCACGCCGGGACCCCGCGAGUCCGAGAAGAGCCACCCCGAGCGGCGUGAGCUUCGGCCUCGGCUCUGCGCCAUGAAGAGGGGUCCCAACGGCUACGGCUUCAACCUGCACAGCGACAAGACCAAGCCAGGCCAGUUCAUCCGGUCCGUGGACCCAGACUCGCCCGCCGAGGCCUCGGGGCUCCGGGCCCAGGACCGUAUCGUGGAGGUGAACGGCGUCUGCAUGGAGGGCAAGCAGCACGGGGAUGUGGUGUCUGCCAUCAAGGCUGGCGGCGAGGAGACCAAGCUGCUGGUGGUGGACAAGGAGACCGAUGAGUUCUUCAAGAAAUGCAAAGUGAUCCCGUCUCACGAGCACCUGCAUGGUCCCUUGCCUGAGCCCUUUACCAAUGGGGAGAUCCAGAAGGUAAAGGAGAACAGUUAUGAAGCCCUGUCCGAGGUGGCCUCCGAGAACCCCAGGCCAGCCCUGGCACGGUCCACCUCCAGUGAUACCAGCGAGGAGCUGAACUCCCAAGACAGCCCCAAGAAGCAGGACUCCGCAGCACCCUCAUCUACCUCCUCCUCCGACCCCAUCCCAGACUUCAACAUCUCCCUGGCCGUGGCCAAAGAGAGGGCCCACCAGAAGCGCAGCAACAAACGGGCCCCGCAGAUGGACUGGAGCAAGAAAAACGAACUCUUCUCCCGGGCCUGAGCGCCUCCUCGCACCACCCAGC